Molecule: messenger RNA, 479 nt
Organism: Nestor notabilis (Kea)
Lineage: Eukaryota; Metazoa; Chordata; Aves; Psittaciformes; Psittacidae
Gene: IGFBP3
Product: insulin-like growth factor binding protein 3
Exons: 3
Biological process (GO): regulation of insulin-like growth factor receptor signaling pathway
Cellular component (GO): extracellular region
Molecular function (GO): fibronectin binding; insulin-like growth factor II binding; insulin-like growth factor I binding
Source: RefSeq, a predicted model, not a curated record
GAAAUUCCAGUGAUUCAGAAGAAGAUGAUGACCGGAGUACCAGCAGCGUAGAAAAUCAGGCCAUCCCAAACUCUCACAGGGUGCCAGAUUCCAAAUCGCAUCCACCACACAUCAAAAUAGAUAUCAUCAGGAAAGUGCAAGCCAAAAACACACAGCGCUAUAAAGUGGAGUAUGAUUCGCAGAGUACGGACACACUGAAUUUCUCUUCUGAAUCCAAACAAGAAACUGAAUAUGGUCCCUGUCGUAGAGAGAUGGAAGACACUUUAAACCACCUAAAGAUCCUGAAUGUCUUGAGUCCCAGGGGUUUUCAUAUUCCAAAUUGUGACAAGAAGGGGUUCUACAAGAAAAAGCAAUGUCGCCCAUCCAAAGGCCGAAAGAGAGGUUACUGCUGGUGCGUGGAUAAAUAUGGACAGCCACUUCCCGGGUAUGAUGGGAAGGGAAAAGGAGAUGUCCACUGUUAUAACUUGGAAAGCAAGUGA